UAAUUGAAAUAAGAGAAAUAUUAGUUUUUAUUAGUUUGGUUAGAAAAUAUAAACACGGUGUACAUAUUGUAAUAUAAUAUUUUAAAAGUAUAAGUGAAUCCAAACAACUAUUUUCUUGAUGUUUUGAGGUAAGGUAUUACGUCAUAAUAAACGGGUAGCCCCGUACAUAUUCUAUUGAAAAAAAAAAUCCGUGGUUUUAUCCAUUAGACGAAUGACAACAAAUCGGACAUAAUAAGGGGCCAAUAAACUCUAGGCUUUCGAUAUCCGGUCGUUCAUUGUUCGACAGCAAUCCCGAACGACAUUUAAACAUUUAUGUAUUUACCCUCCUCAAAGGUUAAUUCGAUUCAAAAAAAUUGUCGUGUACUGUCGCUUCAGGCUUCCUCGCAAUUGUCGAGAGUUUGCUUAAUCAACGAGCUCGUCAAACACACGUUUGGACUUCUGCAACGCCAGCAGGAAUUGGUCGGGUUAUUUUUGCGAAAGCUUCCGAAGAUAAUGACGAAGGAAGGGGUGACAAUACCGCAGUAUUUUGCGGGAAAACACGUCUUUAUAACCGGAGGCACGGGGUUCAUGGGCAAAGUGCUCAUCGAAAAACUGCUCAGAAGUUGUCCAGACGUCUCGAAGGUUUACGUGCUCGUCAGGGAGAAGAAGGGCAAAAGUCCGGACGAGAGGGUCAGGGUCAUGACGGAUGUGGCUCUGUUUGAUCGACUGAAAAAGGAAAACCCCGAAAACUUAAAGAAAAUCGUGCCUAUAUACGGUAACGUGACGGAAUUGGGACUUGGUAUAAACUCCGAAUCGAAGAAGUUGCUCAUAGAAAACGUGAACAUAGUGUAUCACGCGGCUGCAUCGGUGAGGUUCGACGACUCUUUGAGAGACGCCAUAUUGAUGAACACAAGGGGUACUCGAGAAGUGGUCUAUUUGGCCUUAGAAAUGGAGCGUCUGGAGGUUUUGGCGCACUUCUCCACCACUUAUUGCAACACGGACAGAAAAGAGAUUGGAGAACAGAUGUACCCACCACACGCGGACUGGAGAGAGGCCAUCACUUUGGCGGAAAAUGGCGAUCCCCACGUGCUGGAUAUAUUGACACAAAAGUACAUGGGAGAGUUGCCCAACACUUAUACAUUCGCGAAGAGUUUGGCGGAGCACGUAGUGAACGAUCUCUGCUCGGGUCGGAUACCGAGCAUCAUUUUUAGACCUUCUAUCGUGAUAUCUACUGUAAAAGAACCUAUGCCGGGCUGGAUAGACAACUUCAACGGACCUGUGGGAAUACUUAUAGCUAGCGGAAAAGGAAUUUUGAGAUCGAUAUACACGAAUCCGAAUGUCACCGCUGAUUACGUCCCUGUCGACUUGGUUACCAAGGGAAUUAUCAUCGCGACCUGGUUGAAGGGCUUGGAAGCAAAAGAGGAAGAGAAGCUAACAUUGUCGGUUUACAAUGCCAGUAACAACAAUAUCAAUAAUGUGACCGUAGGAGGACUAGUCGAACUGGGUAGGAAAUUGUGCUGGGACUACCCGCUCAACGACAUUCUGUGGUACCCCAACGGUAGCGUGACCCAGUGCUACGUUUAUCAUUUUUUGAGAUUGAUUUUUUACCACAUCUUGCCGGCCAUAUUGAUCGACGGAAUAUUAAAAAUAACGGGACACCAGCCCAUGUUGCUGAGGAUCCAGCGAAAAAUCUACAUCGCCAACAUGGCACUCCAAUAUUUCAUCACCCAAGAUUGGAAGUUUAUCAAUGAAAAAACGUCCGAUCUGGAGAACAAACUGUUGCCCCCCGACAAAGAGAACUUCUAUUACGACAAGGACCGCGUGGUGCCAUACGAGUAUUUUACGAAAGCCCUUUAUGGAGCCAGGCAGUACCUCCUGAAGGAAGACAUUUCGACCUUUGAUAGAGCCAAAACGCAUUCGAAGCGAAUGUGGGUGUUGUCCAAAAUCUGCAACGGCCUCGCGUACGCUGGACUCUUUUAUUUGAUAUUCGUAAAAUAUGACAUUUUCGGACGCCUUUGCCGCUUGAUUGUAGCGUAUUUCGAUUCCUUGGGUUGAUUAAAU
Messenger RNA from Cylas formicarius (sweet potato weevil), 2040 nucleotides. Its product is annotated as fatty acyl-CoA reductase 1-like. Gene Ontology annotation, molecular function: alcohol-forming very long-chain fatty acyl-CoA reductase (NADP+) activity. The transcript is spliced from 11 exons. The record is from RefSeq and is a predicted model, not a curated record. The coding region runs from base 313 to 2034 and encodes 573 amino acids. Lineage: Eukaryota; Metazoa; Arthropoda; Insecta; Coleoptera; Brentidae. Gene Ontology annotation, cellular component: peroxisome. Gene Ontology annotation, biological process: long-chain fatty-acyl-CoA metabolic process.